Molecule: messenger RNA, 3049 nt
Organism: Paramuricea clavata
Lineage: Eukaryota; Metazoa; Cnidaria; Anthozoa; Malacalcyonacea; Plexauridae
Source: the annotation of a GenBank genome assembly
AUGCUGUCGAGCACAAUCUUUGUCGACUUAUGUUCAAGACAUUGGGUAAUAAGAUCAAACAAACGCAAGGUCUCCUCAGCAGAUCAGACAACUUCUUCGACCACUGGUUCUCCUACAACAUUAGACCAUGUGCCUGCUGUGAUACGUAAAAAGGAGAUGUUGGUUUUUCCAAUUAAAGGUAAAACAAAAGUGAUCUACAGGCUAGCAUUUCUUUCAGAUCGCUAGCCAGUAGUGCCAGAGAAAACAACUGCAGACAUUGUAAGAUUUAAACUAGAAGAAUUUCUUUCAAAAAGAAUUUAUGAUAAGAAAAUUCCAUUCACGCAAACUUAUACUCCAGUUGCAGUGAGCUAUAUGCGCUUCUAACGAUAUUACACCGUUGCACCACGAGUAUAAAAUAAACUAUUUAUAAUCGGUAGCAUGUACACUAUUCCUUACCUUAAACCGGCUACUGCAGAUCUAGGCGGCAAAGAUUUACUAAAUUAAGUUAAAAAAAUGUAUCUGUUCUCGAAAACAUCAUGUGAUAGGUUUUGGAUUAUUUAGUCUCUCUUGUUCAGUUCGAGGGUACGUUUCUUAUAUGCAUGUUCUCACGGCUGUUUUCUUUCCUCACUAGAAACUAACCCUUAAUCAUUAAUCAUUAAUCGUUCACUUACUAACUAACUUUCGGAAAUCUGUUAAGGUUCUCCGUUCACGUCCCUCAGAAUGACAACGACAGUAAUUUUAAAAUGCAAACAAUAAUAAACAAAUCAUUCUUUAUACAGUCGGAAAAAAUCAUAAUCUUACGCCACCUAAAUAUAAUUUUUUUGUAGACCUAUAUGUUUUACAAAAGCCGAAACUCGGCAUAAUAUAGUGAGGAUCUUUUCACAUCAGCCAACUUUAAGCUGCAAAAUGAGAAACUAAAUUUAUAAAAUGUCGGCUCCAAAAGCUGUUUCAUAUAGUUUGCCAACUAUCGGUUAAUUAAUAUUUUCAGCUGUCCGGAUCAUUUAGCAAACGUCAGUUUAUAAUUAAGCUUAUUUAGACCCCCGUUAAUUAAGGUUUAACGGCAAGUAGUCGAAUAAAAAAUCUUUCCAGAUCUGGUCUUUUUGUCAAAAUAACAGUGUACUUUUAAAUAAUUAGCCAGGAAAACUGGCAGGAUGCUUCAAUCACGGUUCUGAGUAUCGCAGAUUUUUAGCACUAUAAAAUCGACCCGAACACGGUCACGUACAUAACUGUUCUGAACUAUGCAUGACUGUUAUGAACUGUUCUGGCGCCUCUACUUUUGUAUUAUAGUAUUUUAUUUUGUACUGUAACAUGUUGAUUUGUCGAGAAGUGCAUGCAUGUGUUCCUAUAACUGUAUAGAAACAGGGAAAGUUUCCCUGUUCCUAUCAAUUUAAAAAACGUAAAACAAAACAAUUUUAAUACUCGCGCUAAUGUUUCAUAAUGUCAGUCUCGAACCAUAGAACAAAAAGAGAUUUCGGUUUAAAUAUUAGAGGACUACUGUAUAUAGACUAUUUUCUGGUAAAAUUGACACUAACCAAAUAUCAAUUUUACGCGAGUUCUAUGUUUAUGUAAUAAAAAUUUGUAAAGUAAUCGAUAUAAGAAUAAACUAUAAUAUAUUUUUCUUGAGUAUAAAAUUAAGGAAUAGGAAAUUAUAUUUUCCAUGCAAUUAUACGUCAAACACUUUCAGUAGUCCGGAAGAACUCGAAAUAACCAAAAAAACUCACCUUGUAUACACGAGGUCGUUUUCCCCUUGAUUAUUUCUCGUUUUCCAAAACGCCCAUGCAUGCGUAUAACUGUAUAGAAACACGGAUGUGUUUUUAUGUUUCUUAAGUCGUUGUUAGCUUAUAUAUGUUUUUUGACGUGCUUGAGCAGUGUCGUGCAAAUACGAUUGAAAAUUGCCCAGACAAGAAAUGCUAGACACUGGCCUCAAAUGGCGUUUUCUCUAAAUAAUUAUCCCCCACUCCCCCAAGCCAAUGUUGAAUGGGAUUUUUCAUCAAAAUAAUAAGAAGUUCACUGUGUAUAAUUGGGAUAUUCAACAUUGAAGAGGGGGGAGUGGGGGAUAUGCGAAUAAUUCAAAUUUUGGCUGUUUGUUAUGAUUUUUGCAAAAAGUGCAUUAAGUGUCCACAUGAGUUUUGGCCCUGAAGUGUAAUCUCCACACAAACAACUAGCUAUAGCAUGAAGGAAAUUCAAUAUUCCUUGUGAAGCUAUACUAAUUUACACCUUGUGAUUUCUAGGAUAUCGUCUUGAGGAAUGCUCUUACUUUGAGAAAAGUGUUGCCAGUAUAAUGGACUGUGCUCACCUAUGUCUCCGUGAGAAUGGUCAAUGUCGAUCAAUCAAUAUUGAAAAGGCACGAAGUGAAGGUGGAUUCAUUUGUCACUUCAAUAACUCUACAAGAGAAAAUCAUGUUCAAAAGUUUGUGAAAAACGCUGCUUACAGCUAUUUGGAGCCGAAAAAUGUAUGUAUAUGUUUUGAAUUUUAGCCGUUUUAUAUACUGUUACAAGAUACACAUUUAACUUAAUCUCUCUUGCAAUUCCAGGCUUGGGUAAAUAAUCACCCAGUUUCCAUGGAAGACAUCAUCAUUUUGAGAAAUUAAGAAAUUGGUAUUCAUAUAACCGUGAACAAAACUGUAAUGCAAACAAAUCUGUAAAUAUUCAAACAAAUCUUGAAAAUCAGUCAAAAGGACAUCUUCAGUAGCCUAUCAAGGUAGAAAUACAACGACAGCGAAGCAUAGGCCACUCCGACAAGAUGGCCACUCCGACUAUUUGUGUGGAUUGGCCAUCUUGAACUUCUUGGCCACUCAAUGGCUGGCGACAUGUUUGUCAAUUUCAUGAGAUGUAGUCAUAUACAGUACAUAUAGGUACUAUAUAGCAGACGUAAACAAAAGAUAUUUUAACGUAAAUUUACUACUCAAAAUCGAAUAUUGGGCGAAAUGCAUGUUAGAUAUUUAAUACAAAAGUUAGACUUAAAAGUACGACAAAAAUUUAUCGCGCAAGUAACGCUGAAUACUCGAAAAAUAAUACAUUUGUAUUAUUACAAAUGCCGUAUAGCAAUGGCAUCAUAUUUAUAAGUCAUA